This is a messenger RNA of Argentina anserina (silverweed cinquefoil), 1801 nucleotides long. RefSeq names its product putative pentatricopeptide repeat-containing protein At3g05240. The record is from RefSeq and is a predicted model, not a curated record. Lineage: Eukaryota; Viridiplantae; Streptophyta; Magnoliopsida; Rosales; Rosaceae. Gene Ontology annotation, molecular function: protein binding.
AUGAAGAAACACUACAAUGCCAUUCUCUCAUUGCUAGAAAAGUGCAAAUCCAUAGAAUUGAAACAAAUACAUGGGCUGAUGGUCACUAGCUCAGUUAAGAAUGUGAUCUCAUUGAGUAGGGUUAUUGAUUUCUGUGCUAUUUCUGAGGCUGGAGACAUCAGCUAUGCUGAGUCUGUUUUUCGUCGAAUUAAGCAGCCCAGUUUGUAUAUUUGGAACUCAAUGAUCAGAGGGUACUCGAAUAGCGAGAACCCGGUAGAGUGUUUGGUAAUGUAUAGAGAAAUGGUGCAUAGGGGUUAUGCCCCUGACCAUUUUACAUUUCCAUGUCUCAACGGUUGUUCGAUAAUCGUUGCUGUUGGAGUUGGGAAAUGUGUGCAUAGCUGCAUUGUGAAAGCUGGAUUUGUAUUGAAUGUGUAUGUAUCUUCUGGUUUGCUCAAUAUGUAUGCUUGUUGUGCAGAUAUGAAUCUGAUUUCCGGGUUUGUUGGGAACAAUCAAGCUAGUGAGGCUGUAAAGGUGUUUAGGGAUAUGGAACUUUGUGAUGUCGAGCCAAAUGAGAUUACAAUGGUCAAUGUGUUAGUCGCUUGUGCCCGAAGUAGGGAUAUUGACAGUGGGAAGUGGGUUCACAGUCGUAUUCGCCAACUUGGGUUUGAUCCGUUUGAAUCGACUUUUGAUUUUAAUGUGAUUUUUGCAACUGCCAUAGUAGAUAUGUAUGCAAAAUGUGGCAGCUUGAGAACAGCAAGGCGUCUGUUUGACAAGAUGCCUGACAGAAACUUGGUUGCCUGGAAUUCUAUGAUCAGUGCCUACAAUCAAUAUGACCAGGUUGAUAAAGCUAUUGACUUGUUUUUUGAUGUGCGGCUUUCUGGUUUUAUUCCGGACCAAGCUACCUGUCCGGAUGUGAUUGGUUCUUGUGCGCAGUUGGGGGCUUUGGCUUUGGGACAAAGUCUUCAUUCAUAUGCAUCAAAAACUAGCAUAGGCACAGAUGCUUCUGUUGGAACUGCUUUGCUAGACAUGUAUACGAAAAAUGGAGAUGCAGGCAGUGCUCAAAGAAUUUUUGAGGAAUUGCAGAAGAAAGAUGUAAUGGCAUGGACUAGUAUGAUUGUCGGUUUAGCUGUGCAGGAUGCUGCAGAUGCACUGCAUACUUUUAGAAGAAUGCAAGAGGAUGCUAGUGUUAUUCCAGACCAGAUCACUUAUAUUGGGGUUUUAAGCGCGUGUAGCCAUGUCGGACUUGUGGAGGAGGGUCAGAGACACUUUCGUUCAAUGAUUGAUGUUUAUGGCAUAACACCAAUGGCAGAACAUUACGGCUGCAUGGUUGAUCUCUUGAGUCGUGCAGGCCGGUUUGAAGAGGCAAUGAGACUACUAGAAUAAAUGCCAAUUCAACCCAAUGUAACAACAUGGGGAGCUCUCUUAAAUGGGUGUGAGAUAUAUGAAAAUCUAGAUCUCGGUGACAGAGUUAGAAGAUACAUUACAGAGUUGGAGCCUCAUUUUAGUGGAGUUUUGGUCCUUCUUUCCAACAUAUAUGCUAGGGCUGGAAGAUGGAAAGAAGUAAAGCUGACUAAAGAAUUGAUGAAAGAUAGGAGGAUUGCCAAAAUUCUUGGAUGUAGUUCAGUUGAAAUGAAAUUGUUGAGCACAUAAUGCAUCAUCUUUGUCCUACGAUCUCCAGAUUUGUUUUCCUUGCAUCUCCCAUCCAGGGGGUAAAGCUUGCAAUCAAACUGAAGUUUCAUAAUGUGACUGGGUUAGUGAGUACAGAGAAUUCGUUAAUGCCCUCAACAGCGAGAAUGUGCCCUUGACAGCCUCGAGUGUGAGU